UUCAUUCUGGUCACAUAUUGCUACCGUGACUUCUCUACUGCGCAUGUGCAGCUCCUUUGUGGUCGGAGCGGAAGUAGGUUGACGCGGCUCCGCGGCUUCCUGUCACCCCGGUCAAAGGGAGGCGAACAGGCAAUGGAACAUGGAUUGUAUUCCAGUAACUAUUGAUGAUCUUGAGGGCAAAAAGGACCCCGUUAUUGAAGACUCCGAGCACAAUGUGUACACCAGGUUUAUGAAGUCUCAUCGCUGCUAUGAUCUUGUACCUACCAGCUCCAAGCUAGUUGUGUUUGACACAUCACUUCAGGUGAAGAAGGCUUUCUUUGCUCUGGUGUCUAAUGGGGUGAGAGCAGCGCCUCUGUGGGACAGUAAGAAACAAUGCUUUGUUGGGAUGCUCACCAUCACAGACUUCAUUAACAUCCUGCAUCGCUACUACAAGUCACCAUUGGUUCAGAUUUAUGAAUUAGAAGAACACAAGAUUGAAACAUGGAGAGAACUGUACCUUCAAGACUCCUUCAAACCUCUGGUCAGCAUUUCUCCUAAUGCGAGUUUGUAUGAUGCGGUAUCGUCUCUGCUGAGGAACAAGAUUCACAGACUGCCGGUCAUCGACCCGCUGACGGGGAACACGCUGUACAUACUCACGCACAAGAGGAUCCUCAAGUUCUUGAAGCUUUUUAUAUCCGAGAUGCCCAGACCCUCAUUCCUGAGUAAAACUUUGGAGGAGUUGAAUAUCGGCACGUUCAAAAACAUAGCCAUGGUGCGUAAAGACACGCCUGUGUACACAGCUCUGGGUAUUUUCGUUGAGCAGCGUGUGUCUGCGCUCCCCGUCGUGGAUGAAAAAGGUCGAGUGGUGGACAUAUACUCUAAAUUUGACGUCAUAAACCUGGCUGCAGAAAAGACUUACAACAACCUGGAUGUGACUGUGACCAAAGCCCUGCAGCAUCGCUCCCAGUACUUUGAGGGGGUGCUGACCUGCAACAGGCACGAGUCUCUGGAGGCCAUCAUCAACAGACUGGUGGAGGCCGAGGUGCACAGACUAGUGGUGGUGGACGAACUGGAAGUGGUUAAGGGAAUCGUCUCUCUGUCAGAUAUCCUCCAAGCUCUAGUUCUCACUGAUAAAGACGAGUGCUCAGCUUAAGAUCGUGCGAUUUCUGAAGAGACCAGAGCAAAGGGGGAGAAAGACGCAUGUGAGAAGGCUAAAUUAAGAUGUCAAAUGUUUCAUCACACGUUAGGGCUUUUCCUUCUGCAGAAACAUCAGGUUGAUCAAGGUUGAUGAUGUCAUGAUAGUAAUCAUAGUAGCAGAGGAAAUGGGCGAGCCUAACAUCCAGCACACGCUGCACUACAUGAGGUUGAACUGAGCACUACAUCGGUCAAAAGAGCUGUCAGAUGCUAAUGCUAACGCUAACAUCUGCCUCCCAUUCCAAGUUUCUUCUAAGCAAAGCUUUCCCUUAUUAUUGAGAAUUGUGAACAUUUUUACAGAAACACAUUUUACAGUCCUUCAGUUAAAACCACUUGAAUGUUGCCAACAUGAUAAAGUAGCUCACAUUAAAAAUGAGAGCUGCAAGACUGGGACCACCAUGGCUCCAAAAACAAUAAUCAAUAAUAAACAAUAAUGUUAUCAAUAAUCACAUUGUUAGAUUUGAUUAUGUAAUUACAGUAUUCCAUUCUCGUUAAUAAAGUAGUAGAAUCAAAGCAUUUGACGCCAAAAUGAAAAACAAACCCAUGCUCCUGCAAAACCCCAAAUACUGCGAAUAUUCAGAAUUCUCAAAUUCUGAGAGAUCAAACCAGUGAGGGAAGGAGUGAACAAAGUGAACAGCCAGGUGGAGAUGUCAAAGCACAAUUUACCUUUGAAGAAAAUCGGGUCACUUUAAAUGAAUCCACCUGCUGCUCAAAGAACAUAUCAAAGGAUGUUUCUGUUACUCUGACAGACGAUUGAAUUAGAUUCCAGAAAAUCUGAAGUUUUUGCUCAUAUAUAUUCAAUUAUUUAGUUUUUUCCCUUCAUUUCACUUGAUUGGAAGUUUUUUUUUCUAAUUUUAUUAAAAAUGACUCAUUAGUGACUCAUACAUGUAUUAAUCCUUUAUCUUAAUGUUUGUUUGACUUUAUGAUUGAUUAUCUUAAAAAGACUGUUGCAGCUUUUAAAAGCAGCUUCAGUCACAGAUGAUUUUUUUCUCCAGUAAAUCUUAUUUCAUUCAUGAAUUUAGAAGAGUUCAUGACCCUCAACAGCAGCACUAAUGCGUCUACUCUUGGAGUGACACUGUAGGAAUUUAAAACCAGCAGAAGAAAAGUUUUCCUCUAGUAAUCCAACUAUUCUGUGUAGCAUCAACGACGGUAUUUCUCAGAAUAUUUCCCAAACAUUUGAUUUGUGACUUCUUUUUUCUUAGCAUCUUUAAUCUAAUCAUUUUUUGUCAUUAUCUUGUAAAACUACAUGUUUAAUGAAACAUUUGUCGUCUGUUUUGCUUUUAUUUGUUUGGAUUUAUGUAUUUAUAUUGUGAACACUUUUUCCAUCGUUGCUUCAAAAUGUUUGUGUAAAACAUCUUUUUGGUCAAACAAAGAUUUUGUCAAUCAAGAAUCUUUAAAAAUCAAAACUUUAGAUAUUACAGGUUAUUUUUUUUUCUGUUUAUGGCAAAAUAAUCCAAAGUCACCACAGACCAGCGUGUCCUGUCAUUUAUUGUUGUCAUGUAUUUAAGAAGGAAUGCAAACGACUCUGUAAAUGCAUAGAUUUUGUUUUUAUCCACACUGACGUUAUAAUUUAAAAGCAAUAAAGAGUUAUUCAUUAGCCUCCUUUAAAGUGACAAUAUCUUUAAA
Molecule: messenger RNA, 2799 nt
Organism: Oryzias melastigma (Indian medaka)
Lineage: Eukaryota; Metazoa; Chordata; Actinopteri; Beloniformes; Adrianichthyidae
Gene: prkag1
Product: protein kinase, AMP-activated, gamma 1 non-catalytic subunit
Exons: 13
Coding region: 140-1132 (330 amino acids)
Source: RefSeq, a predicted model, not a curated record